CUGAUCACCCACUGAUAGAGAAAUGGAUAAAACCCGUCAGUCGUGGGAUAAUCCGGUUGUGUGAGGUAUAGCCGAGGUGUGUGGGAUAAUCCAGUUGUGUGAGGUAUAGCCGAGGUGUGUGGGAUAAUCCAGUUGUGUGAAGUAGAGCCGAGGUGUGAUCCACGCUCAAUCAGACGGCAGGUCUAGCUAGUCCGGUCACGUGAGAUGGGUAACUCGAUGAUUUGUGCCCCGGGCAUUGAACGGAGGGCAAAGGUCAAGGCGGAGAAGAAAAGGUAUCAAACUAUCCUACAGCUGAGAGAGCAAAAAGUCCUUGAGGAUCACGGCGAUGAAGAAGAAAACAACACGACAGAAACGGACCAGACCGAUUCUUCCACAGGUACCCCACUCAGGAGGAGGGCGAUCAAACAUGCCCUAUCAGUGGACCCAGUGGACCAGUUGGCGGAGAAGGUUCGGCCCGAGGAGUAUCAGUUCCCGUUUGAGAACCUCAUCUUUGAGGGCGGGGGCAACAAGGGGCUGGCGUAUGUCGGCUGUAUUCGGUAUCUGGAGGAGCUGGGCAUGAUGGGGCAGAUUCGGAGAAUUGGGGGCAGCAGCGCAGGGGCCAUAACUGCGGCUCUUGUGGCAGUGGGAUACGACUCAAGAGACAUCGAGACAUUCUUGUCAGACAACAUAGAGGAGGUGUUUAUUGACCACUCCUGCGGGUACCUGAGUCUCCUGCCCAAUCUACUCAGUAAGUUUGGAUGGAAUCCUGGGAAACGUAUCUUCAACUGGUUCGGGGAUCGAAUCAAGGAAAAGUCAGAGACAAAGAACCCGGAUAUGACAUUUUACGAUCUAUACAAAGAAAAACAAAUGGAACUGUGUGUGGUGGUCACAAACCUGAAUCAGAUGAGAGCUGAGUACUGCCAUCCCAAGACCACACCGGACAUGCCGAUCAGAGAAGCUCUGCGCAUGUCCAUGGCUAUACCAGGAGUGUUCACAGCUCGAGUGUAUGACAACCAUGGACAGUUUGACACCUAUGUAGACGGGGGAGUGUUAUGUAACUACCCUAUUCAUUGUUACGAUGGCUGGUACCUGUCUAUGGCUAAGGAAGAUGCAUUUCUACAACGCAUGAAAUCUCUAAAAGAUCUACCAUUUACCAUGUCACAAAGAUUUGAACCACCAAACAAUAAAACUAUUGGCUUUCUUUUAUAUGACGACACAGAGAUGGAGGUCUUAAGGUACAGUCUGGAGAAGCGUGUGGGAUCCACAGACCCCUAUAAAAUUUCUAAAGAUACCAAACUCUCUAAACUCAAAGAUAAGAAAAAAACAUUGUUAAAGAAAGCUGAGAGAGAACAUAGCAGAAUGGUGAAAGCUGUUGAGGCAUUUAUGAAGGUACUCGACAAACAUAAUCUCCAGGAACAAGAAUUUAUUGAUAAAACAGAACUAGAAAAUGCUUUAAACGAUACUGAAAAUUUCUCCGAAGAAAAUGCCAAAUUAUUGUUUGGUGAGGACAUUGAUGUUAAUACAGCCUUCAAUAUCUUGGACAAGGAUGGCAAUGGGAGGAUAGCCUUUCUGGAACUUGUACAAUUUAUUGAAGAACACGGAAUCAGAAUGCAGACGCGAUUCCAAGGAUUUGGCAGGAGGGAUGUCAACACUUUUUUUGACUUCCUGUCGGCCUUGCAAAACACACUGCUGACCAACUUAAAAUAUGUCUUUGUUAAUGAAAGAGAUGAGUACAGGACAGUUGGAAUCAACACAGGACAUGUCGGGACAUCAGACUAUGUCCUGGAGGACGCUGACAGGGAAUUUGUCGUUGAACGUGGCUACAACGCAACAAAAGCUUUUCUCAAAUAUUACGUGGCAAACAACCCUGACUGUGAGAAACGAAGUGACCCAGUGAAGUCAGCUCACAAGUACUUGACAAAUUCAAGCACCAUCAGAGAAGUCGAUGAGAUAGAGACAAUAAUCCAGGAAAAGGAGCCCGCAUCUGAAAAAACAGCACAUUAAACUUUCAGUGUGGUGAAGAUAUUUUAACUAAUAUUUUCUUUUACAUUGAGUGAUAAAAAAGACAAAUUAAACAGAUCUACACAGAAAAUGAGGAAAAAAGAUUUAAAUCGCAUAUACAAAGUUAUAUUUUACAUAGAAAAUUCAUUUUGAUACUUUGCUUUGAAUGAUAAGCCUGUAAUUUAUAAAAUGCAGUUGCUGAAUUUUGGGAACAAAGUCAUUUAAUGUUUUCAAUCCCUGUCAUCUGAAGAUCACAGAUUAUAUCACAUAUAUCUAUUAAUGAUUUCAAUUUUUGAACGAUU
Molecule: messenger RNA, 2282 nt
Organism: Physella acuta
Lineage: Eukaryota; Metazoa; Mollusca; Gastropoda; Physidae
Biological process (GO): lipid metabolic process
Molecular function (GO): calcium ion binding
Source: RefSeq, a predicted model, not a curated record